This is a messenger RNA of Dromiciops gliroides (monito del monte), 14217 nucleotides long. RefSeq names its product dynein heavy chain domain 1 (gene DNHD1). NCBI's taxonomy places the organism in Eukaryota, Metazoa, Chordata, Mammalia, Microbiotheria, Microbiotheriidae. Gene Ontology annotation, molecular function: ATP binding; dynein intermediate chain binding; dynein light intermediate chain binding. Gene Ontology annotation, biological process: microtubule-based movement. Bases 1 to 14217 code for a protein of 4738 amino acids. The record is from RefSeq and is a predicted model, not a curated record. The transcript is spliced from 45 exons. Gene Ontology annotation, cellular component: dynein complex.
AUGGGGGUGGGGGAGGCAGAGUGCUGCCACUUCCAGGGCUCCUAUGCUUAUCUGCCUGUUGGUGAUGUGAAGCCAGUAGCCUGGGAUUGGCAAUCAAAACCAGAACUGUGGGCUCAGGCCAUUCGUCAUGAGCUCAAUGCCCAGCUGCAGCAUCCCCUGGAAGCAGGCCAGUCCCAUGCAGUGGAGCUCCUUCUAGCUGAACUUCAGGUUCUUCUGGCUGCUGUGCUCCAGGAUGGCAGUCCUGUGGCUUGGUACUACCUAUAUAAUGUGUUGGCCUCUCUGUCACCGUACCGGACUCUGCUUUGUGGACACCUUGACAUACUUCCUUUCUUGGAGCAGUUAUAUCUCUGGGCCCCUCAAAUCCAGACGCAGCUUGGUGUGGAUUUUCUGGAGGUGCUGAGACAGACCUUUCCCCCAGAUACCUCAAUGAUGUCCCCAUCCAGCCAUACUUCCUGCAGACACCAGAAGAAGCUGAGAACACUGCCUUCUCAAGCUGCUCCAAGCCCACCAUGCCCUUUUGUCCAGGCUGAACAAGGGCAGGAGGAUAAGGAUGAGAAUGAGGAUGAAAACUGCGUGUACCCUGUGACCCUCCCUGAGUUACAGUGUGCUCUGGGCAUCGUGGGAGUGGAUGUGGCCCAAGAUGAAGCCUUCUGGAUGAAUGGGCUUGGUCUUUUGCCUUUGGCGUUAGCCACAGACAUCCCUGUGAAGUACAUCAGCAGUAAAGAGGAGGAAGAGGAGGAGUAUCCCCCAGGAAGGCUAUACACACCUCAGCUAUUAUCAUUAACUGUUACUGAAGAAAGGAGCUCUCGAAGGUCAAGUUCUGUCCACACACCUCAGACUAUUCUGCUAAAGAACCAAAUCAUUUCUCUUCUUCGGAGGACCAAAUACCUAACUCAGAUCCACUUCAUCUACCUCAAUUUGGCUGCUACUCGGCAUUUCAGGCCAUAUAGCCUGACAGUGGUGCCACAGAACCGGGCAAAACCAGAGCACUACAUCUUUUCUCCUUUUGGAGUCCUGCAUGUUCAUCCUGUGGAAGGCAGUGAAUUAAUAGCACUGGGUAUCUGGCACCGGCAUUCUGUGCUCUGGCAACAACUCCAAGACAUCCCUUUCUUCAAGCAUUAUCUUGUGAGGAAGGCCUUUAUUUGCUGGAGGAAGAAUGUUAAGUUGCAGGUGCUGAAGAAACGCCGGGAUUUCCUGAGGAACUACCUACUCUUUGCUAUACCCCACUUUGGGGUUUGUCUGCUCCACAUUAACAGGUUCCUGCAAGAGCUACACUCUGUUUCCUGGUUGCCCCAGGAAGAAAAUCGAUGUUACACACUUCCUGAGUUGCAACGAGCGCUGGCCAAGAUGAAUAGAGGGGCCUUGCGGGUGUUGCGACGUUGUCUCCGUUACUCUGCAGCUGUUCUCCAGCUGGUACAUGAAGACACAUAUCGGAUGCGGCAGGGCCUGCAAGAACGAGUGGAGAGCUUCUCUGAGUACAGUUCAGCAAAGGGCUCCAUGUACCGAAAGUGGUUUCGUCGGCAGCAACUAAUGCAGAAGCUGAACCGAGCUGAACUGUGGUGGCAGCUUUUGGGACGCCUCGCUCGCCUUGUUGAUUACAUGACCUGCCAGAAUCUUGUCUCUAUUUUGGAGAGUGAGCUGGUCACAUUUGUUACUUGUGUUCUACAGGCUCCAAGGCAGGUUGCCUUGCUGACAGGAAAGCUGGCCUUUGGUGAAGAUGGAAAGCUGCUUGUGGUGCCAAGUGCAGAGCAGAUAGCCCAGAGCUUAUCUGGGUGGUUGAAUGCUGUGGUGACCUCAACCGUAACGCUAUACUAUGUCAACCGGGUGGAACCUGUAAAUGACUGGAGAGGAACAGAACAGGCUAGAGACAGGGCCCAACCUAAUGAAGCUGUCAGAAUCUUUUGUGGCCCUGAGACAGAUAUGGUGCGUUCAUGGCACAAUGACCCCAGUGCUGGGCCUCUUGAGGUGUUUGGGCACAGAAUAAGAGCCCAGUAUGCCCCUCCUAGCCGAAUCCAGUUGCAGAACGAUUUGGACACCAAUGUUGGAAUCCAAAAGUCUUUGGCUAUCCAGAAAGCAUUAUUAGAGGAUAUGUUGCAGGAAGUGAACAAGUUCUGUCAGGAUCACAAAUGGCUCAGGAGCAUCCACCAAUUUCUGAAGAACUGGGGGCCCCAGAAGUUGGAGCCCAUGCAGAGCUGGCCUGCUGCGAGAUAUCUGAGGCUCCUCACCAAGCUGGAAUCCUGGCAGGGCCAAGUGCUUGGAGUGCCCACCAAAUUGCUCACUGAAAAUAUGCUACUGCAUCUCAGCUGUAACUGCGUGCAGACAGACAUUGUGUCACAGUUGAUUGAUGUCAAGAAGGACAUCCUGGAUCAGUUGAAUAGUGUGAGAUACAAUGAAAGUCAAGAACUCAUAAAAGAACUCUCAGAGUUUGUACAAGUCCUCCAAAACAUCAGUGCUGACAUCCAGACCAUUGCCAAGUGUUCCCAGAAGCUGACAGAGGCCAAUGAAAAGAGUGAAGACCUGGAGGACCGAGUCGAAUAUGUGCGUGGUCUCAAUAACCUUGUCCGAUCCCACUUUGACGAGUUAACCUAUGAUGAUGAGGGACUGGAGAUUGCGCUGCUAGAUAUGUGGGAGACCUUCCUCUUUGAGCGGCUCCAGGCCUCUGAGUUCCUACUCAGCAAGCAGAGCACCUUGGUGCCCCAGCUUCAGGAGAUGAUGGCAGCUUCCCUGAAAGAGAUGGAAGACCUGAGCACACAGGCUGUCACAGGUCCUUUCAUGGACCCCACCCAGGAGCAGCGCAGUACUGAGCGCCAACUUAUCAACAUGGAGCGGACAUAUGUCUCAAUUUCUGCUCACCUUGCUGAGCUACACCAUGCCUAUGUCAUCCUAAGUGGGGAUGAGAAGCCAAUGCCAGUGCCUGAAAGAGGGCCCCAGCCCAUCUUAUUGCAACAGCGAGUUUGGCGUCUCUUUUGUCUGAUCAGUGAGCAAAUUAGUGAAUGGAAGUGUCUGGCUUUUAAUAAGUUCAACACCUCUUUCGCCUGGGACAAGACAGAUCACUGGUUGACAGAGGCAGCCAAGCUAAGCAGGUUAUUUGCAGUGGCUAAUCCUAUAAUACAAGCCUGUAUGCACCAGCUGGAGGAAUUUCGGAGCUAUUUGCCAGUCCUGUCUAUGUUGGACAACCCCCAGUUGCAAGGCAGUGGCUGGCAGGCCAUUUUUCGAGCCAUGGGGGCAGGCUAUCCUGAAAACGUUGAACUUCUGACCUUGGGACAGCUGCUUUCCUACCCCCUACUAGAAUACCGAAACAGAAUUUGUCAGAUCUGGCUGAGUGAGAUUGAGCACUCCCAGACUCAGGAGAGUCUACGGAAGCUGCAACAGACUUGGGAGGGCCGACAGCUCCGUCUUCUCAACUUUAUCCUUUGUGUGCCCUAUGAACCCCCUCCCUCAGAGCGCUCCAAGAGACACUCGCACAACCGGGUCCAAGGACAGCAGCUGGAGAUAGUGGCCAAGGACAGCGGCACCUAUAUCCUGUCUGAUAUCAGUAGCCUGCAAGAUGGAAUUCAAGAAAGCCUGCAGAUACUACUCAAAAUCUUGAACUCCCAUUAUGUUGGGAAUAUCCAGGACCAAGCCCAGGAAUGGGUGACCAUUUUUCGGGGUCUACAUGCCUUGAUGGAGGUUUGGGUGGUUUUCCAACAGAAGUGGAUUUUUCUGAAUAAAGUUAUCUAUGAGAUGAAGAUCAACCUCCCUAGCCCAGAGCUGAAUAAAAGGUUCCAAGUGGUAGACUCUCAAUACCGAGAACUCAUGCAAAUUUCCAUGGAGGAUCCUCUGGUGCUAUCCCUUAUGGUGCCUAAUAGUUUACGAAAUUCCAGAUUCCAAGACCAACAGCUGCAGAAGCUUCUAGAGGCAGGCAACAUAGAACUGGAGUGUGUCAUCACAGCCCUAGAAACAGUGCUCUAUGGGGUCCGCUCUCGCUUCCCUCGCCUCUUUUUCCUCAGUGACAGGGAGCUAGUAGCCCUGAUGUCAGCCCCUCGGGAGUCAGGUGAGGCCCAACUAUGGGUACAACGCUGCUUCCCCAGUGUGCAAGCUGUGGUAUUUGGACCAUGUAGCAUCUCCCCGGGACACAGUGCCCUGGAGGUCAGAGAAGAGGCACAAUCAAUUCUAGGCACAUAUGGGGAGGUUUUGACCCUGCGUUCCCCCCUGCCCCUACAACAUGAUAUCCCCAAGUGGCUAACCUGCCUUGAACAAUGGAUACGUUCAGUCUUGGUACACGGACUGCCAGAAUGUGUGGCUGCUCGCCUGGCCCUGUGUCAUUCCUUGGACCUUGCCUUUGAGCACCCCCCAGACCCUGGGCAGCCCCCCCUGCAUCAACUUGGCCAUCAUUGGCUAGAGUUGGCCCAGGCCUUCCCAGUCCAGUGUGUGCUGGUAGCUGAGGAGGUGGCUUGGCGGACUCAGGUGGAAGAGGCAUUGCUGAACCAAAAAGCCCAUCUUCUUGGUCUCACACAACUCCGCAAGCUGGAGGCCCUGAGCCACUUUGCCCAAGAUCAACGGAAAGCCCAUGUUGGACACCCCCCUGCCUCUCCUCGAUUGUCCCUCCUGCUGAGCCUGUUGCUUACAGGGGCUAUAGCCCACCGGGACACAGCAUUACUUCUGCAACAGCAACAGGUCAGCGAGUUUAAAGACUUCCACUGGGCCCGCCAGUUCAAAUACUACUUGGGCCCUCGAAACAGCAGCCAAAGCCCAGAUUUUUCCAGCAAGUCACCUCAAGUUUGCUCACCCCACAAGAGCAAACCCGCAUGUUGGGUGGAUGUACUGGGGCAGCCCCUCCUAUAUAGUUAUGAGUACGUGGGCCCUGGCCAGAGACGAGUGGCCAACCUACUGCUUGAACGGCCUGCUCUGGGGCUGCUGUUGGCUCUGAAAGAGGUGGCCUGUGGGACCCUAUUAGGCCCCAUCGGUGUGGGCAAGUGUACCUUAGUGACCAGGCUGGCCUCUGCCCUAGGCCGCCACCUGGUGACACUGCACUGUGUAAUGCACAUUGAGGCCCGCUGCCUGGGUUCCUACCUGACUGGAGCCCUGCAGAGUGGGGCCUGGCUCCUGCUAAAAGCUGCAGGCUCACUACCGAUUGGCCUGCUCUCUGCUCUGGGCCAGCGCCUGGAUGAUCUGCGCCGUCUCUAUGUGCCUCUGCUACAGAGAGCUCCAGAAAUUUCUGAGGUGGAUCCCAUGCUGUCCCAGGUCCUAGGCAUCAGCUUCUUUGAAAAUCAUCGAGUUCAUGUGCGCCUUGGCUAUGGAUGCUUCUUAACACUCACCCAUCUGAGCUCUACGUUACCCACCAACCUGCGCUUCCUGCUUCGCCCCCUGGCCAUGGCACAGCCAGAUCUACGGAAGUUAACUGAAAUGACCCUGGUGGGUGCUGGACUCCGGGAUGCCAUGCACCUGGCAUCUCGUCUGGCCACAUUCUUCUCCUUAGAGCAGGAUCUAGAACCUGGGCUGCGGCCCAGUUGCCUCCCACUACUUACACAGGUGCUUGAGACUACCCUACAGUACUUGGAAACGCCCAAGGAUCAACAGGGCCCCCCACUUCCUCGAACCCAAGGUGCUGCAGAGGAGGCUGCUCUGCUUCAUGCCCUCCUCCACUCACCACUGUUCAGUGGUCCUGAGCGGCCCCGCCUCCAUAUCCUGCGCAGGCUGCUCUGUAGCAUCUUCUCAGGGGCAGGCAAUGUGCUGGCCACACCAUGGAUCAUGUCUCCACCAAAACUGGCAGAUGAAUUGCGGCAGAUUGGCCUAUAUGUUGGUCCUGAUUUCCUGGCCUCUCUGGAGCAGUUGAGCCAGGCCUUGAGGCAAGUACCUGGGAUCCUGCUUAUGGGUCCACCUGGCAGUGGCAAGAGCACAUGCUGGCAGAGCCUGGCUAAGGUCCAGAACCAGCUGGUAUCCAGGAACAAAGCUUAUAGAAACAUCAGGUCUGUGAAUAUCACCUCCCUAUACCCCAGCAGCCUCAGCCCAGAGGAGUUCCUAGGCUGGUUUGAGGAAUACUGUUGGUACCAUGGGGUCUUUUCCCAGCAGCUGUGGGCUGGCGUAAGCCAAUGUGAGAGAGACCCACAGGGAGUUCAGCACUGGCUGGUCUGUGAUGGAGUGCCUAGUGCCGCCUGGCUGGAUCCUAUUGCCUCCUUGUUAGGUAAUGCUGCUAAGCUUAGUCUGCCCAAUGGCCAACAAAUAUCUCGGCCACCAGACACCUGGCUCUUGCUAGAGGUGGUGAACACAGCUGGCAUGUCUCCUUUUGUAGUAGGAAGCUGUGCCCUGGUGUGGUGUGGAGGGCAUCAGACAUGGCAGGCUAUGCUUGCAACUCUAAUGACAGAACUGCCCCGAGAGUACUAUCUGCUCCCCCAAACCAUGGUUGAGUUGCAACAUCUAGCAGAUAUCCUAGUGCCCACCGUGCUUCGCUUCCUAAACCGCCAGGGUGCCAACUCUGUGCUCCAUGUCCACGGACAGCCAGUACCCAGCCCAGGUGUGGCAGAGAUCAACAGCAUGACUCACCUCCUUCGAGGGCUGCUUAACCCCUACCUGCACUACACAGAAGAGGAGCAAUACCACAUCAUCGAAAACCUGAGCCAUUCAAGCUCAAUGGUCCAAGACUUGGAGGGUACUCAGGGCAGCAUCUCUGCUGAGGGACUCCAGCAAGAUGUGGAGGGGGACAGAAGACGUCGGAACCAUUGGCUGGCUCUCAGUAGCUUCCUCUUGGCCUUUAUUUGGGGCUUUGGAUCCCACCUCCCAUCCAGGUAUUGGUCUCCCUUUGACAACUUUGUUAGGGGAAUUUUGAAGCACCACUCCGAAUACCCUGAGCUGCCCACCUCAGCCUCUGUGUUUGACUUACAUCUUUGCCCUGAGGAUGGAUCCUUGGUCCCCUUCACAGGCCUCUAUUUGAGCAACCGGAUCAAGGGAGCUUUGGGGACUUUUAACCUUUCACCACAGGCAGAGCGAAUACUGUAUGUGAUGGAUCUACUCUUGGCUGCGGGGCAUCCUGUGUUGCUAACUGGAGAGGUUGGCUCUGGAAAGUCGGCCUUUGUGGAAGUGCUAGUAGAGCCUAACCACCCAUGUGUGCAUAUCCCGAUCCACUUGGCUCUCACCACAAGCCAUCUCCGAAACCUUCUGAGUCAAGAGAUCCAGAAGCAGAGCCAAGGUUGGCCAGGAAAAAUCUUUCCCUCUAAGGGCUCUUUCCUUUUCCUGCUGGAAGACCUGCACAUGGCAGCAGCUGAUCCUACAAGGAAAUGUCAGCCUGUGCUGGAGACACUGCGUCAGGUCAUGAGUCAUAACACACUGUAUGCCAAUAACACGCUGGAGCUGGAGGCAGUGCCCACCACUUUCAACUGGCUGGCCACAGCCACAGCCGCCUGCUGCUCUGAGCUGCCUCUGUGCCCACGCUUUACCCGGCUCUUCACGGUAUUGUUGUUAAGCAAUUUAAACCGGGUGACCAUCUUAUCCAGGCACUGUGCAGGAGUCCAGUCCUGGCUUGAGCGCUUCCCCUCCCUGGAGAGAGAAGAGAUUGUGGCAAGGGCUCUGGUCACUGCCACAGUGGAUGCCUGGGAGGAAAUGCGGACCCAUUUCCCCCCGUCCCCCUGCCAGCCUCACUACCACUUCUCCCCACAUACGAUAGAACGUCUGCUCAGCAGCCUGCAGCUGCUGCACCCCCGCCCUCCAGUGCGCUUCUCGGAUCUGAACAGCCGGCUAGAGCAGCUGCGUCGCAUGUCGGGCCUCCGGGGUGCCCGCUUGACUGCUUUGGUGGCCAUUAGGACUAUAGUCCACCUCUGGCUGCAUGAGGCCCAACGCACGUUCAGCGACCGCCUGGUUACAGCCACAGAACAGGAGCGCUGUUUCCAGAUGCUGCUGGCUGUGGCGACCAAUGCUUUUAGUACAAGUAAUAGCUACAAGAGCAUUUGGGAACUUGGGGAGGUGAAGGAGGAGGAAAGGGGGCUAGUACCUGAGGUAGAAACUGAGGAGGAGUUGGCGCAAUGGGAAGACUACAGCAGCAGCGGAAGUGAAGAUGAGGGUGAACCAGGGACUAGAGACCUGCUGGCCUUGACCGUGGCUUGGCCUCCAUUGGGCCCUGGCUCCAAAUUCUUGGGCUUGACAACCUGGCCAGUACUACAGCCUUCCAAGGCCUCUUCCACAAGCAUCGAUGUAAAUGUGAGGCCUGAUAAUAUCUCCUCUCCAAAGCUAGAGAUAAAAGCUAAAAUCCGGUGGCAGAAAGCUUCGCACCUUAACUUCUCAGCCCCACUGCUGCUACCUGCUCUGCUGCUACUGCCCCAGGAACGGGUCAGUGAUCUGCUCUUCACACAGGAACUGUCACUGCUGCACACUACUGAGGAACCUCAACUUUACCUGCAGCAAACCUGGGAAGUCCUGGAAACUCAGCUGGCAGCUAAACUGCCAGAGUUGGGCCCAGGCCCCCGCCUUUCUUCAUGUCACCCUUUUGCCCAGCAUGUGGUCCGCUUGGUCCGGGUGUUGGCCAGUCCACACCAACAUGGGAUUUUGCUAUCACAUACCAGGGGGACAGGGAGACGAACUGCCCUGCAUCUAGCUACCCAACUUAGCAAGGCUGUCCUCUUUGAGCUGCCCUUGGAGCCUGAGGAGGCUAUGGUGAAGUGCCUCAAGAAAGCGAGCUGGCAUGCAGGGUUCCUCAAUGAGCCAGCAGCCCUGAUGGUGCCAGAGGGUGCAGAUUCCUCCAUUUUGAACCUCCUCUUGGGUCUCGUACAAGAAGGGUACUUCCCUGGCCAGUACUCAGACGAGGAGCUGAAAACCAUUGCCGAACAACUGCCCUUGGAGAAUACAACUGUCAAGAUGAGUUCCAAGAAGGAGGUGGUGCUACAGAGGUUCCGCCAGCUGGUGUGCAGUAACCUCCACCUAUUCAUCCUGAUGUCUGAUAGUUCUAGACCUCCUCAGAUCCGCCCCACCACCUUCCUGGCUCUCCUCGAUCUUACUUGUGCCAGCAUCGACUACUAUGAGCCCUGGAACCAGACUACCCUGAUCAGCCUGGCCCAGCAUUACCUAGAGGAUGCCUUUAACAGAAGCCUAGAUCUUAACUAUCCCCCGCUCCCAACUCUGCAGGCCUCUGUUGCCAAUAUGGCCAAAGUUAUAGCUCUGAUCCACCUGUCAGCCAGCAAAUACUACCAGCUCCUCUGCCCACUGCUGCCCUUAGCCACUCCCAAGACUUUUCUGGACUUCUUGGAUACCUUCUUGCUGCUGUACUUCCACCUAUCAAAUCGCACUCAGAACAAGAUCCAUCGGAUUCAGACAGCCCUAGGGAAACUGAACAUGGUGAUAGAGCAGAACAAUGCCCACAACCGCUGGGUGGAGAGCCUGGAGAAUGAGCUGCAAUGUGCCCAUGAGGACCUUGCUACUUGCCAGAAGCAGCUGGAGUUAGAUCGGAUCCAGUACCUUCAGUACCUGGCGGAUUGUCAGCAACAGGAGAUACUCAUCAACAAUCUUACCAAGCAGAGAGACACACUGCAGAGCCAGGAGGAGUCACUCGCUGAGCAGAUGGACCAUGCUUUCCUGGGGCCCCUAGCCCAGCUUAAGGUGGCUGAUAUGGAAGAGCUGCGCAGUUACCGGGCUCCACCUCCUUCUGUGGUGAUGGUGACUGAUGCACUCUGUGUCCUGUUCCACCGCCCUCCAGGAUGGGAAAGUGCCAAGCAGCUGCUGGGCAAAGAGGGCUUUUUUGAGGACCUUGUGUUCUUUAACAAAGAGACAGUAGGAGAAGCAGAGCUGCAGAGCCUGGGUAAGAUACUGGAAAACCCUAGCAUGAACGAGAAGGUGCUGAAGCACGUGAGCCAGGCUGCAGCAGGGCUAGCUUCCUGGCUGCGGGCUGUGUUGUGCUUCGGCUUGGCACAGCGCAAAGGAGUCCCCACAUCGGCCCUGCUGAGACAGGUGGAGAAUACCCUGAUGCAUGAACAGAUGCGCAUGGGCCGCUGUCAAAUGCAGGCAAAGGAGCUGCUACAACAAAACCACCUCCUGGCUCUUCAGGUUGAGCAGGCGAGGCAGUCCCACAACCUGCUGGCGGAACAGCUGUCUAGGGCAAUACAGGGCCGGGAAUCAAAGGGACAGGUGCAGGCUGCCCUGAUAACCCCCAUGAACGUGUGGUCUGUCCUUAUUCAGAAUCUGAAAGAGAAUUGUCAUACAGUACCUGGAGAUGCCCUGCUCUCUGCAGCUGCCAUCAACUACCUGGGCCCUUUCCCAUCGUCAAGGCGCCAAGAGAUCCUCGAUAAAUGGUUGGCACUGUGUUCAGGUCGCCAAAACCACCUGGACCCAGAUGAUGUGGCUUUGGAGCUGGAUCGAGAACAGAGCCUACCAAGAGAUGUGGAAGACUUCCAGAUACCCAUCCAAACACCCUUCGACCUCCUGUCGGUGCUGAGCUCUGAGACUGAGCAGCACCAGUGGGACCGGGACCUAAAGCCCCGCGCAGUGCCCACACGCCUGGCGGCACUCCUCCUUCGCAGCCCCACUCACAGGUCCACUCGACGAUGGCCCCUGAUCAUUGACCCUGAUGGCCAGGCCUCUCUCUGGUUGCUGUCCUUGAGCCAAAAGGAUAAUGAAGAUAUCCUAGAAAUGUCCCAGUACCUGGACAGACACAAGAGAGGGAACACCACUGAGAAGGCCAGAAAAGAUAAGGAAGAGAUAAAGGAGGACAAGGCAAAUUCUGGGGGGGAACAAGAAGAGAACACGUCUGCUCCAAACUUGUCCAAUUCUGUAGCUGUCUUCAGAAUGCUUUCAGCCAGUGACCCCAAUCUGGGAAGAGAACUGCUAGAAGCAGCUGCCAAUGGGGUGCCGGUGCUGCUGAGCAACGUGGAGCUGGGUCUGUGGUGUCCUGAGCUGCAGCGGCUCCUUCGGAGGGAGCAUCUGUGCCUCCCUGAAGUGCACCCUGGCUUCUGCCUGUACCUGAGCACCAAGCUGCGCCUCGAUACUUUGCCAACAGGUCUGAACUCAGAGACCCUGAAGGGUAUGAAUAUAAUAGACAUGCAUACGAUUCGGGAGGUGAUAGAGGAACAGCUUUUACAGGAGAUCAUAAGAGCUGAGAGGCCAGAGUUAGAGACAAGAUGGCAUAGUCUGGAACUCAACAUACUGAAUGCUUAUGAUCAGAUCGAGGCUACUGAGGAAAAGCUGCUGGGGCUCGUGUUAAACACGGAAACAGACCAACUAGGCCGAAACUAUUUUCUGCGGGACAUGCUGUGCCAACAGGCAGACCUCUAUCAGCAGAAGGCUUACCUAGAAGAGCUGAAGGAGAUGGAAGCCCAAGAGACUGAGAUCCGUAUACAUUACUGGCAUGUGGCUCGUCUGGGCACCACCGUGUCCCAGGCCAUGUCCCCUCUGCAGAAUUUGCACCCUAUUUACCCCACGGCCUUGGACAACUGUCUGACUGUGACACGCCGUACUCUGGCCAGCACUGACCACCAGCUACCACCGCAGCAUGGUGAAGACCUGGAUAGCCACCUUCGGGAGCUGGGAACACGGCUAACACGCCGGGUGCUAAGCAAUAUCCUGACCUCCCUGCAGCCCCACCAUGCACCCCUAGUAGGGGUCUUUGGUGCCCUGGCCUUGCUACAGCUAGCUGGGCAGGCACCUGCCCUGGAGAGGCUGGCACUCUGCCCUGGGCUAGCAGCCUCCCCAGUAGUGGACAAAUAUGUGCUGAGCUCAGAUGUCACCUGCCCUUCCUGGCUAGGGCCCAAGGCCUGGCAGGAAUGUGGACUCCUGGAGCUGCUGCCCCCCUUUGUAGGCCUGCGGGCUUCCCUGGCUGCCCACUCACGUGCCUGGCAGGAGUACCUGAGGUUGCCCUCCACAGUGGUGGGUCAAACACCAGUGCUUGGCACCACACCCCUGAGCUUACUUCAGAAGCUGGUGCUCUGGCGGGUGCUACAACCCGAGCGGCUAGCGAGUGCCUUUGCAGACUUUACCACCUGCCUCCUGGGACGGCCCCUGGCUGAGGAUAAGGAUCCAGCUAUCAACCCCUACAGGCUGAGCCGCCCCACCCGGCCUCUGAUUGUGCUGCUGCCCCCACCAGGCCACCCCACUGCCACCUCACACCCUUUGCCUUUCAUCUGGAAGCUGGCAUCUCAACAGGAGCAGGAGCAUCUGCAGGUCAUUGGACUGGGUUCUUCUCUAUGGGACUCUGCUCAGACUGUGGCUACAGCCCUGAGCCAAGCCAUGAGAAAGGGCCACUGGCUGGUGUUAGACAACUGCCAUCUGAUGUCUUCUUGGCCAUCGGAGCUCCUGGAAUCCUUGUUGGGGAUGUUAGAUGGGGCUCAGGUGACAUCAGAAGUUUUGCCACUGGUCUUGCACCAAUCCAUGUCCAGAGAAAAUCUAAUUAUAAAUAAGAAGUUCCGGCUAUGGCUUAUUUCCUCAUCUAAUGCAAUCAGCUCCCUUCCAGUGGUGGUGGUGCAGCACUCAGUUCCUGUGUUCUGGGAGCAGUCCUUGCACCUGGGCCACAUCCUGAUAUGCAGCCUACAGGAAAGAAAUGAGCCGGUCCUAGAUUUGCUGGAACAUUCUAAACCCUCAGUGUCCCUAACCCUGUCUGUGCCAGUGAUGUUCCUGCACAGCCUUCUACUGCACCGGCAGCUCUAUGGGCCCUGGCUUCAGGCCAAGUGUGGCAAAUGGAAUCAGAUGGUCGUGGAACAGGCUCUAAAAACACAGGAAUGGAUAUGGAAGAGGUUCAGUAAUCGCUGGGUGGCCCUGCAAGAGCUGAUUGGAACAAUUUUUUAUGGAGGACAUGUGGCUGAUCCCGAAGACCAGGCUACCAUAUUCAGCCUUGUCCAGGUCUGCUUGGACCCCAACAAUGAACUGAGACCCUGCAGCUUUACUCCACAGAAUCUGUUGGCUACCCUUACACCAUGUCCAGAUAUGUUGGAAUUACAGGCAGUAUCAGAGAUAGAGGCCCAAGCACACCUGAUACCUGCACUGCCUGAGCCUCGCAGUUGUGGACUAACUGAAGGCCCCCAGGCUUGGCUGUUAAAGAAACAGAGUCGGGCCCUUUUGGCUUCUCUACAUAAGGCCCAAGAUCCCUGGGGACCUUCAGGACUUCCUAGUGCCCGAACCCAGGCCCUUCAUCAGAUGGAGUAUCGACUAAAGCAUCGGGUAUCCCAGGCUAUCCGGAGGCUCAAAGCAUUACAGGCCAUGCUGGCCUUGUGUUCUCAUAGCCAGAAUCUUGGUUUGAACUCCUCUAAAGGGUUGCAGACCCUGGAAGGCUUCUUGGAAGAGGAGGGCACAGCAUUAGGUUUGCUACUGCCAGAGCUACAUAGUGACUUGUCCUGCCUGGAGAGCCAGCUGGCAGGGGGCCUUCCCUGCUCCUCCCCACGAUGUGAAGAAGUGGCUGCUGCUCUUUGGGCUGGCCGUGUCCCUCCACCCUGGCGGUGUCACAUGUCUGCUGGGCCCCAGCCACCUUGGCUCUGGCUGCACCAACUGUGGUGCCAGGGCCAGUUGCUAACCAGAUAUUUAAGCCUAUGUGGACAGCUAGGCGUGGGGGGGUUUGACCAACAGAAUCGCUCCUUUCACCUGUCUGCCUUCCGCCACCCCAGAGGGUUAUUGUUGGCUAUUCGCUGGGAGGCUAGCCAGAACUGGGCUUGCCCCUACACCAGUUCAAAUUUAAGGUCAAACUUGACCCUGCCAGCCCCAGCCCCAGUGGUGGUCCCCAUCGCAGCCUUGCUCCUGGUCCCCAAAGUGGCCCUCAAUCUAGCCUUGGUCCUGGUUCCCGAAGUGGGCCUCAAUCUAGCCUUGGUCCUGGCCCCCAAAGUGGUCCUCAAUCUAGCCUUGGUCCUGGCCCCCAAAGUGGCCCUCAAUCUAGCUCUGGUCCUGGUCUCCGAGGUGGUCCUCAACCCAGCCUUGGUCCUAGUCCUGAUGGUGGAAUGUGGACCAAAGCCAUUAGCUCCUGAGGGUGGACUUCUAAUAACAGGACUGCUUCUCUAUCAUGCUGAAUGGGAUCCCGAGGACAGGGCCCUGAAAGAUGGGCACUCAGGCAAGCCCAGCCCUCUGCCCCCUGUCAGUGUCAGACCCCAGUUCAACCGAGAGCCACCAUUGCCUUCCUCUCCUCUGCCUCUCUAUCUCUGUCCUGUCUACCUGGGGGGAGUCCUGGGCUCUUCACGGCUAGACCGUGCCCACCUCUUGCUACACCUGCCACUGCCUACCAAAUUGUCUCCUGCUACUUGUGUUCAGCGCAGGGUAUAUGUGUGUAGUCCACCCUUGAUUUAA